UUCUUCUUCUCUUCUCUGCUUCAUCUUCAUCCUCUAUAUUCUGAAAUUCUCCAAAAUAUUUUAAAGACAAUUCUAGAACCUGAUUUGACAAUAAAACAAUUAGCCAACACAAGCAGAUGAAAAACCAUUUAGUUAUCUGUGAAACUACCAAUAAAAAGCCAGAUUCCACAACAAGGAGGACAAUUUUCAGAGGGAAAUCCGGUAUCAGGUCUAGUAACUGUUGGAUUCUUCGCCAUUUCAAGAAAUGACAAAAACUAGACGAUAUAAUGACCCCUUAAAGCUGCCGUACAAAACCCCAUAACAGUCCAGCCAAUUCACAGCAAGCAGCUUCGAAAGCCACUCCACCUAUAUAUGCAGCCACUACCAUGAACCACCACAUUUCAAUUCGCCUUACUCCGAUCCUCAAACCCGACCCGAACCCAAAAUGUCGCUCCCGCUUAACUUAGCACCUGACGCGGCGAACCCGAACUGGCUGAACAAAGCCGACAACGCGUGGCAGCUAACAGCCGCGAUUCUUGUGGGCCUCCAGAGCGUACCGGGCCUAGUUAUUCUGUAUGGAAGCUUCGUUAAGAAGAAAUGGGCCGUGAACUCAUCCUUCAUGGCUCUCUAUGCUUUUGCGGCUGUACUUGUUUGUUGGGUCGGGUGGGGCUACAAGAUGUCAUUCGGUAAACAAUUCAUACCGUUUCUCGUCGGGCUACCCGAAACCUCGCUGGACGAGAAGUUUCUGCUGGACCGGGCUUUUACAGGGUACUUGCCAAACGCGACGAUGAUUUACUUCCAGUUCGUAUUCGCGGCGCUGACGUUGAUUUUGAUUGCGGGGGCUUUGCUUGGGAGGAUGAAUUUUCAUGCGUGGAUGUUGUUUGUGCCGAUCUGGUUGACCACCUCGUAUACGAUUGGGGCUUACAGUAUAUGGUGUCCGGACGGGUGGUUGUAUCGGAAGGGUAUUAUUGAUUACGCCGGUGGGUUUGUGAUUCACUUGUCUUCUGGUGUGGCUGGCUUCACUGCGGCUUUUUGGGUGGGACCAAGGGCAAACAAGGACAGAGAGAGUUUCCCGCCAAACAAUACCCUGUUUAUGCUGGCAGGGGCGGGCCUCCAGUGGAUGGGACAAAGUGGAUUCAACGGCGGUGAUGCUUACAUGGUGGGCACAGACGCAUCUCUGGCCGUCCUUAACACCCAUGUGUGCACUGCCACGAGCCUGCUCACUUGGCUCUUUCUUGACAUUCUCUUCUUUGGAAAACCCUCUGUAGUUGGUGCCACUCAGGGCAUGAUCACUGGCUUAGUUUGUAUUACACCUGCAGCAGGUGUGGUGCAAGGCUGGGCAGCCAUUAUAAUGGGAAUGAUGUCAGGCAGCAUCCCAUGGUACACAAUGAUGAUCCUCCACAAGAAGCUCUGGCUACUCAACCAAGUCGACGACACAAUGGCCGUCUUCCACACCCAGGCAGUGGCCGGAACCCUAGGCUGCAUCCUCACUGGCUUCUUCGCCGAGCCCAAGCUGAGCCGCCUAUUUUACUUGGUCGACCAUUGGGAGCACUAUAUCGGCCUCGCCUACGGCCUCCAGAGUGGCCGCAUCUGCGCUGGAUUGAAACAAAUGAACAUUCAAUUAAUGGGGAUUAUGUUUAUCGUCGUUGUCAAUAUUAUCACAACCAGCAUUAUCUGUUUGUUGAUCAGGUUUCUGGUUCCGUUGAGAUUGAGUGACGAUGAAUUGCAAAUAGGAGAUGAUGCAAUUCAUGGAGAGGAAGCUUAUGCUUUGUGGGGUGACGGAGAAAAGUUUGAGUCGAAGAACAGUUGGACUUAUGGUGUUGAAGAGUUGUCUCCUAUGGCCUCGAAGAGUGAAGUUGAAAUGGCUUGAUUUGGAGGGUCUGGCUCUGUUGUGAUUGUUUUGCUCUGUUUUCUUCCAUUUCUAGUUUACUCGGUCUUCCCUUUUCAGUUAUAGGAGAUUAUUGAGCUUUUGGUUUGACUUUGACGCUGCCCGAAAUAGUAAUAAC
This is a messenger RNA of Tripterygium wilfordii, 1985 nucleotides long. RefSeq names its product ammonium transporter 2 member 5-like. Gene Ontology annotation, cellular component: plasma membrane. The record is from RefSeq and is a predicted model, not a curated record. Gene Ontology annotation, biological process: ammonium transmembrane transport. Gene Ontology annotation, molecular function: ammonium channel activity. The transcript is spliced from 3 exons. NCBI's taxonomy places the organism in Eukaryota, Viridiplantae, Streptophyta, Magnoliopsida, Celastrales, Celastraceae. The coding region runs from base 425 to 1849 and encodes 474 amino acids.